CUAUGCCGUCUAUGCGAUGAGUGUUUGCUUUCCAAUGAAGUAUUCAUUGAAUUGUUGUUUGUGUGUCGCGAGUGAUGCCAUCCCUCCUCCCGACCGCUUCGCCGCCCAUUUUGGCCGCCAUUUAGUGUCUGGAAAGCCAUAUAAUGGACACAAACACACACUCCAGUCAUAAACUAUUCGUCUUCAGUCCCAUCGACGCCAAGGAUGAGGUGGAAGAGAAGUACGAGAGAUGUCUUCUAUUCGUCCAAAACAUAAUUAAUGGCAAAUCCGAGAAAGAAGGUCACGAAGAGCUCACUUCCACCGCAAUAAAAAGCGCUACGAGUCAUGAGGACGUCAGCGUUGGACUAUUGGUCGCUAUACUUACCGAUCCAUCCACUGCUCAGAGAGUAAGACUGCAAACCAUA
Molecule: messenger RNA, 404 nt
Organism: Medioppia subpectinata
Lineage: Eukaryota; Metazoa; Arthropoda; Arachnida; Sarcoptiformes; Oppiidae
Source: the annotation of a GenBank genome assembly